AUGAGUUUACACAAUGAUAAAGAACUCAAUGAUUUACUGGAUCUUAAUGCUGUGAAACAUCGUACUCGUUUAACUGCUUCACAUGAUCAGAAUUCGACAAGAAUUCCUUCGAUAUUGUACUCUACAGUGGAAUAUCAUGGUGCUAAUAUGCAUCCCGGUAAUACAAAUUCCGAGGUGCUUUAUUCCACAAAUGGAACCGAAGUUCCUGAUUUUUGGAGUGAAGCACUCAAUUCUCCGUAUGACGAUGGGAUAUAUGAUGGAUGA
Didymodactylos carnosus is the source of this 264-nucleotide messenger RNA. The record is from the annotation of a GenBank genome assembly. Lineage: Eukaryota; Metazoa; Rotifera; Eurotatoria; Philodinida; Philodinidae.